Penicillium hordei is the source of this 867-nucleotide messenger RNA. RefSeq lists its product as uncharacterized. Bases 1 to 867 code for a protein of 288 amino acids. The transcript has 2 exons. Gene Ontology annotation, molecular function: protein binding. Lineage: Eukaryota; Fungi; Ascomycota; Eurotiomycetes; Eurotiales; Aspergillaceae. The record is from RefSeq and is a predicted model, not a curated record.
AUGGCCCCUCCCCCAGCUUCAGCCCAAUCCCACGCCCUCUCCAUCCCCGAAAUCUUCGAACUAAUCCUCCUCAACCUGGACACCCGCACCCUCCUCACAAAAGCAACCCGAAUCUGCCACGCCUGGUCCCAUUUCAUCAACUCCUCCCCGCAAAUUCAAUGGGCCCUAUUCUUCCGUCCCCUCGAAAACGGCAUGAAUAAAACAAAGACCCAGAAUCCACUCCUAGCAGAAACCUUCCCGUCAAUCUUCUACCGAUCCGGGUCUAGCAAUGGAGGAAGUACCAAUAAAAAGAACGAUCCGGAAGCCGACACAAUAAACGACAAAAUCAAUUCCAAGCUCACAUUCACCACCUUCGACAUGGUCCGGAACCCGCAUAAAUGGGACGCAUAUAUCAGACCGGAGGCUAGCUGGCGCCGUAUGCUGGUCCAGCAGCCGCCGGUGAAUACGCUAUCGCUGCUAAGGAGUAAUGUCGGACAUGGCGGACAGUAUUUGUACAUUUAUGAAGCGUUGGGCGACCAAAAAGAACCAGCCAGUGGCCUACGAAUGGAUAUCGUCUUUGAAGCACUGGUCUUCGGCGAUAGAUGGGAUCAGGAUGAAUACUCCGCAACGGAGAUGGUCUGGGGACAGGAACUCCUCCCUCAACGGAUUCGAGGAGACCUGGGGCUCUUUGGUGUUCAUGAUCUGGAUUUAGUGUUUUAUACUCGUCUGGGAGAAACGUCUAGGGGUCGUGGUUAUUAUGUGUCGAGUUUGGAAUGUGAUGUUGUGAAUAAUGUUAAGGCGGCGUAUACUAGGCUGGGGAUGAAGCCAAAGUAUUCCGAUGAGGCCUUUUUGAGAGGGCGGAAGUCUUGGGGGUCACUUUGGGAUUAG